AUGCCGUUUAAAAAAAAAGCAAUACCAUCAAGGUCCAAUAUCACACGUACAGCUCUACCACUACCACUACCAGAUGAAUUACAAAGCAGACUCGAAGUAUCUAACAAGAGACCAUUCCCUCCAACCAGUCACGAAAACCUGAUACCACCUGCCAAAGUUGCCAAACCUCUACCUGCUGAAAAAAGAGAUGCAUUAGAGCAAAAACUAACACAAAAAAUUCGGAAUUUGCAACAACAGCUACGUCGGUCUAAACAAAAGGCAAAAACCAUGGAUGAGGUGAUCAAAAUCAUGAAAGAUAAACUUGUUAUCAGUUCAAAGGAGGCAGAAACUCUACAGGAAAACUUCAAAAAUACACAUUUAAAAUUUUUAUAUAACUUUAAAGAGAAUCUAACAUCUUUGCCUUGCGGAAGGAGAUACACAGAUGAAGUUAAGGAAUUUGCGUUAACUCUCUACUUCUACUCACCAAAAGCGUACAAAUAUGUUAGAUCAAUAAUCCCUCUGCCAAACCCAUCUUUAAUCAGGAAAUGGUCCACUUCCAUUAAAUGCGACCCUGGAUUUAUUGAAGAACCAUUUACAUCGCUAUCCAAACAAAUUGAUGCUUCCCCUAUAAAUAAGGACUGUUGUCUGGUUAUCGAUGCCAUGGCAAUUCGCAAGCAAACAUUAUGGAACCCCCAAAAGGACCAGUAUUCAGGUUUUGUUGAUCUUGGCAAUGAAAUUCCAAAUGUUCAGUGUGACAAACUGGCAUCUGAGGCAUUGGUUUUCCUCUUAGUUGGAACAAGAAGCCAUUGGAAAUGUCCAAUUGGAUACUUUCUAAUCGACAAAAUCUCAGCCAAAGACCAAGCGAUGUUGGUGUCAAAAUCCUUGGAAAAGGCUGCAAAGGCAGGUCUGAAGGUGUGGUCAGUGACAGCUGAUGGAACAGCAGUAAACCUCCGAACAUUCGAAAUACUUGGUUGUAAAUUAUCCGGCACGUAUGAUGAAAUGAAAACAUCAUUUAAGCAUCCAACAACUGGGGAAGACGUUUAUAUAAUCCUUGAUCCAUGUCACAUGUUGAAACUGGCUCGUAAUGCUCUUGGCCACCUUGGAUCCUUUGUUGACGGUGACGGAAAUGAAAUAAAGUGGCACUAUAUCAAAGAAUUACAGCAACUCCAACAACAGGAAGGACUUCAUCUUGCCAACAAACUCUCAAUGAAUCACCUUAAAUACGAAAAACAUAAAAUGAAUGUUAGACUGGCUGCACAAACUCUUAGUUCAUCUGUGGCAAAUGCAAUCGAGUUUCUAGAUGUCUCUACUAAACAUCCUAGUUUUUGUGAUAGUCAAGGAACA
Paramuricea clavata is the source of this 1323-nucleotide messenger RNA. NCBI's taxonomy places the organism in Eukaryota, Metazoa, Cnidaria, Anthozoa, Malacalcyonacea, Plexauridae. The record is from the annotation of a GenBank genome assembly.